UUAUUUCAAAUGGGGGUGACCGAAUGUCGGCAUGAAAUUAUGCCAUCACAGAAUCAAUCACGCUACCAUAAUAAGCUCAACUCUACUAUAAUUUUGCCAUUACCAAAGGGCAAUACAAUUCCCCACGUCAUGUCAAUUUUCCGCUCACAAUUCACGGUCGGUAAGAAUUUUCGUCAAUUUUCGCUCAACAUAAACACCGGAGCCCUGACCCGAUUGUUAGUGGUAAUCAAGAUUAAAAUCAACGAUAGCUAGUGACCACGACGUCGCGCCGUCAGUCGGCGAAAAGUUACCGCCACGUGAGCACCAUAGACGCGACGUAAACAGCCAGUGCUCCACUGGCCGAAAAGAAAAAAAAACAAUGAAAAAAAUCGAAUGACGGAAUCGGAGAUCUAAAUUCGAAUACGCACGAUAUGUGUUCAGACGGUUUUGAUUUUUUGGCGAAAUUGACGUGUGAUUGUGACAGUGCGAAAACUUUUAAGUGAAAUGUGUUAGUGUUAUUGAAUUUAAGUGCUCAAAUAUUAGGUUAUGGUAAGAUUUCUUAACAGGAUGGCAAUAUCUGGGUUUAAAUGUGGAAUUUAAAACCAUAAACCCAGACUAAACGCACGACAGAGCGGGACUUAAUUAGUUUCUAAUUAGUGCGAGAGAGACCGCAGUGGCACCAGUCCAAGAUGAAUCUGAUGUUUCGGAAGAACUUCAGCACGGAGAAGACUACGGGCGGCGGGGGCGGCGGGGGAGGGGGCAAGGCGAGGGGGGCGCUCGGGGCCGGCCGGAACGCGAAGCGCCGGGAACGCGAGCGCUACUCCUCUAUGGAGGAACACACACACUACAGGACGCAUCUUUUUUUCUCGGCGCCGAGGGCCAGUACUCAGUACAACGAGGGCUCAGAACGAUGCGGGCCAGUGCUCGGCGUAGGCUCCGGGCCGGAGGCGGAGCCCCCGCAGCCCCUCGUCACGCGGGAGCCGGGGGUGUCGCUGCUCCGCUGGGACAGGCCGACGGACACCCGGGCGUCCGAGCGGGUCAGCAGGAGGGAGACGAGGACAGAGCCCGUCUCGCUCGCCACGCUCGAGCGCGACUGCUUUGUCAUACCGGCGCACGCGCUGGAUAGGUUCCUGCCUGAUGGCGUCCCUCUUCCAGUCCCCCCUCCAACACCAGAGAAAGGCCAAACAACGAAGACUGCCCAGAACUCACUCAGCAUCCUCGAGAUUGCCGACCCCAAGCUCUGCAUACUCGCCCACCUGAUGAGCCCUCUCGAGCCUAUCGAGCCAAUACUCGAAUCACCAAUGUCCAAGCCCUUAAUCAAACAGAAGGCUGCCGCGGGGGAGCUUUUAACAGAAGUAGCUCAGGCGAAUACAGCUGUAGGAGGGAUGCUACUCGCAAAUAUGGAAAGGAACGCAGAAUUCCCAUUCAUAUCAUAUUAUGUGAUAAAUACUACGCAAACCGAUCCUUUGCUUUUCUACAAUAACAUGAGGAGUGCUUCGCUGAACAAGUUUGAUCCGAAGGCGAUUCGGUACUCGGCGGCGCAUACGCUGGACUUGUAUAGUGAGGUAGCGAUGAUCUGCCGGCCGCCGUUCACGGACUUGGCCGGGGGGCCGAAGAAGUCGCACACGCCGACUACUGGAUUCAUUAUUAGUGUUUAUAAGGUAUUCGAAGGCGACGAUGGCGAGCGCUUCGAGCGCAACUGGCUAUACUGGACCGGCGCGCGCAUGCUCUACCGCCAUCUCCCUCACUCCGUCGGGAUGAGGAAGAUAGCGCUACACAAGUCCGUCGCCAGCCACGGCGACAAGAUGUACCUGCUGGUGUGCGAGUGUGCCAACUUGUUGGACGAUUUGUCGGGCGCGGCGAUGCUGAUCACGGGGCUGCGCGCGCGCCUGUGUGGGUACACCGGCUUGUAUAGGCCCAUACAGACGUUCUAGCAGAGGGAUGGGGCUGUGAGCCCUGAUGUUUAGUGUAUGCUAGAGUAAAAGUCUGGACUGGAAUCUAAUUUGACUAAUUUGAAAGAUAGUUGUUAAAUGGCACAACUUGAUAUAACAUUGAAUUACAAUAGUCGGAUAUAUCAGUCGGAAUUCAGAUCUAUAACAUCGUACAGAAAAACCUUAUCUUAUUGAAAAUACACUCUGCAAAGAGUUUAACCUCUGAGAAAAGAACUGAUAGGAUUAUGGCGGCGCCUUGUUAGGUAGGUACAUGGUACAUAAGGUGUCGAAGUGUAGACACAAUCCGUAGUUCCUCGAGAAAACUCAGCAGCAGUUUCUUCCACAGCCGACGCGUUCGUGGAAGGAAAUUUCUGUACGUGACUAUUUAGUUUUCAAGGUUUCUAAGUACUACGUAGGUACUAUAAUAUGUAUUCAGAGUUGUGUCAUUUAAAAACAUUCGGUUUCUUGAGCUUGCAUUAAUUUGUAAAGGCGUAUAAGAUUGCUCGUCCUAAGAUGCUCCUGAUUGGACCAAAGUAUUAUUAACAGCUGUGACGUGUUCAAUAUUCAAUAGGGUGCAGCAUGAACUUAGACAAUCACGGAGAGAAUCCCUUCUCUCAGAAACGAGGUGAUUUUAAAAACAAUAUUUUUUAAAUACAGGAGUAUGUAUUAAUUGAGGAACGUUCUAGAAAGGCGCUUAGCGACAACUACCGUAUCAUAAUAGAAUUACAGUAAAAAUUUUCUAAAAUCACAUAUUUGACAAUUAUGAAUUGGUACUUAUAGCCUCCUAAGACCCAAGCAUACAAAUAAAAAUCCACUGAAAUUUGAACCUAAAGUGUAGGAAAUAGAGUUGAUUUUGCGUAGUUUCAAAAUUUAACGAAACAAAGCAAAAGCGACUCUGUUCCAAUUGAAUAUGAUUUAAAUUUCAUCAAUGGAGGACGCCUUAGGAGGAUAGUACAUAUAGGUAUGAAGCUAAGACCUACCGUUUAACUGAUAUGAAUAUGAAUCUGAAGCGUAUGCACCCUAUUCGUACAAUAUAACAUUCUGUUUAAAAUUUUAAAGUGUUCAAUAAGUCGAUUUGUUAUUUGUUAAUAUCUUGUGUUAGGCGUUAAACAUUAAUUCUUAAACUAAAAUAAAUGCACAAAUACUGUUAGAAAACCGGCCUUAGGUUCCUAGAGGGGUUUGAGGGUGAAAUGUAUUAAGAAAAGGCUGCUUUUCGACCAGAAUUAUAAGGUAUAAUUUUAUACAACUCGACCAAGCUAAGCCACGAAUGUGAGAGUUGGACAUACCUACGGAAAUGUAGUAGAACUUGGCUCUGGUGGAAAAGCAGACUGAGAAUCGUUCACUAGCUAUGCGAAAUGCCAUCAUUUUUUAUCCUAAGAAUGCAAUGAAAAUUAUGAAAAUUUGAGAUUCUUUAAAAUAAUUAUUUUCAAUACAUUUGUAAACCAUGAGGCACAUAUGACUAAUGCUUACGUUGGGCCUAUGCUGUCCUGUCUUCUUUUUAUAGACAACAUAUUUUAAGAUGAGCUCCGGUAUUGGCUAUGUGCGAAGUGAUAAUGUGUUCUAUACCCGCCAGGGCGGCGCCACAGUCAUUCACAGAGCAUAUAGAGUAGGCGGCUUAAGAAGCUUAGCUAGUGGACGGGGGAUGAUAUACCAGAUCAUAAACAAAUCAGUAAGGAUUCAGUAAGAAACCCCGAAUCAACACUCGUCUUCCAAAGAUCCGAAAGCGCAAGUUAAUUAUGAUAUUUCUCACUCUUACAGUUCCUUACAUAUCCUGAAACAUAUCAUAUAAGUACGACAUAGAUUCGUAGAAGCCCUUUAAGGCCAAUAGGUACACACCAAAUGGUUAUGCAGACCAGGCGCGUGUCUAUCCAGUGAGCUGGAGUCGUGCUGCGUUUGGUGUGAUUCGCCCUUAAAAUUCCCACAUAAUCGGAAACACAACUGGUUUUUGUUAAUUGUUGCCUACCUACUCAUACGAAAAAUAAAUGUAUACGAUAUAUCCGAUACGUGAUUAAUCUUGUUCUCGUAAGUAAUGUUUGGAAAUUUCCAACGGGACCUUCUAGAAAACUAUUUCUUUUCCCUUUAAACUAAAUUAUUUGAUAAAUAAAAUGUAAUUUGGUUACCUACAAUUAAUCGGUUGUGUUUUCGGUAAUAAAUACUGUAUUAGUUUGUAGGCCAUCCUAGCUUAGCUUUUAUCGAGGCCGGUUACACAAGCUAUUUUCGACUUUAUAGACUUUUAUUAAGGUGAUAUUUAUAGUCAGCUCAUAAAUUUGUGUACGAUUAUGCUUUUUUCUUGCACAAUAUUUUACAGCCUAUGUAUAUAUAAACAAGUCAACAAACAGACGACCCAGGACCGAGCUACCUGGAGACGCAUGAUACGGAGGGCCGACCCCAAAUAAAAUGGGAAAGGGCCAGGCAAAGAAGAAGAAGAAGUAUAUAUAAACAAAAAAUACAUACUUUAAAAAGUUUAUCAUACCUACUCAGUUUUUUUAAUAAACAUAAUUUCUGAGCUAAUUAUAAAAUGUUAAACUGGAUGCUUUUCAAUUAGGCACCCAGUCGCUUAGUAAAAUAGUAUAAUUGUAAACUAGAUAAGCUGCUAAACUGUAUGAGACAAUACAACAAGGAAAGACUCGCAAAAAUAAAUUUUCUUCUGUCUCUUAUACCUAAAUUUGACUGGUAGAUUCGCGUCUGUGGUCUAAAACUAGUAAACUCGCAUAACUACAUAAUAUGCUUAAUUUUAUUUUCCAAAAUGAAGUAUUUUGCCACUUUUAAGGUCAACUUCGUGUCGACUAUUUUCUUUGCCAACAGUAAUAAAAUAACGUAGAAAUGUUUUAGAAAAGGCGCUCCUCGGGUAGUUUUUAUUUAUUGCAAAAUAACAUAUUAAUUAAGGACAUUGAUAAUUUGGGAUACGAAAAAUAUUUGCAUUUACUCGUACUUACAAUGUGUACUUCAGCCGUCAGCGUUGGUGUCUAAAUGGCGACUUAAUAGAUUUAAAAAGUAAAUAAUAAAUUAUUUGUAAACAUUAUCUAUAUCAUUCACAUAAUACUAAUACACAAAUGCAAAUGUUUUCCUCCCAAUUUAUCCGUAUUUUUCAAAUGAUUAUAAUAGAUUUAAGAUUAUGGAUAAUUCACUAUAAUGUGCAAAGCUGGAACUUUAUGGAAUCAAACAAGUUAUUAUAAAUACAUAUGUAAAAUAUUUUAGCUCUUGAAUUAUUAAAAUAAAUAGAUACGCUUCAAUGCUGUAAUGCACAAAUAAUACAUGGAUUAAGCGUUGAGAUAGAUUAGGUAUUCAAUAUAUUUUGUUAUUUAGAGAUAGUUUGUUAUAUUUUGUCUUGUCAAUUAUCAUAAUCUAUGUGACUAAAUAUAAUAUUUUAUGCCAUUUAUAUUUAUUUGUAAAUGGUUAUUAGUCGUUAUUGGUCUAUUCUUUUGUUCAUUGUUAUUCGUUUGUAUAUUUUAUGUUACAUAUUAUGUUUUAACUGAUAUAUAUUAUAAAAUCUUAUUUAUUUAACAUUUCGAUUCUAAAGUAAACAAUAAGAGGCAGACUUACUUUGGUUCAGCCUGCUUUCCAUUUUAACAGAAAUUAAAACAAUAAUUAUAAGUAGUUUAAUAACUACUUUUGGCCACUGACCAAAAAUACCCAAUAAGUAUUGUGAUUCAAUAAUAAUAAAAAUACGUACGUAACAUUCAAGUGUUCAUUUAACAUCUAAUCGAAAAAUGCAGUUAUGUUUACUCGAAAAAAAUAACUCAAAAUAACAACGAAAGUUUUUUGACAUCAAGAUAAAUACUGGUUAUUUUUAAGGCACGGUUAUUUUUGCUAUGGUGCUAAAUCUAGUCGAUAUGUAGGAAAGCAAUAAAGGCUUGCAUUUGUUAAUUAUCUAGGAUAAUUAUUACUUUAUAUAUUUAUCACAGGACUACCACUUAACUCAGUCAGUUCCUUGGGUAAGUUCAGUAGUGUAGCGGUGAAUAUUCAGUUUAUAGUUUAUAAU
Molecule: messenger RNA, 5892 nt
Organism: Cydia splendana
Lineage: Eukaryota; Metazoa; Arthropoda; Insecta; Lepidoptera; Tortricidae
Exons: 5
Coding region: 669-1913 (414 amino acids)
Source: RefSeq, a predicted model, not a curated record